UCACCUGACUAUAUUAUUUUUGUUGGUGAAGGUUAUCCAUUCAUAAAAAUUUAAAUUUGGAAUUACUUUUUGCUUUUUUGACCACUUAUUAUCAUCAUGUGGUAUUUAAGGCAUCAUGCUCGAAAUUUUUUCCGAUCCAUAAUGAAACCGAUACCUGUAAAUUUGGCUCGAAAAUGGUAUCAACGAACCCGUUAUCUUUAUGUUUGUCUUGGUGCAACUGCAUUCGCAUAUUCUCUAUUCAUAGUCAAUAAACAUAAAGCUGAUAUUGAACUUUAUCCAGAUUUUGAUAAAAGUUCUAUACAUAAAAAAUUGAGAUUAAAAGGUGAACCCGGAGAAGUGGUCAUAGCCAAUUUUGCCUUUGGUAAGCCGGUUCAAAUCGAACGAUAUAAUAAUGAAGAUUAUAUACGUGAAUUUGAAGAACGAAAACGAAAUUACGAAUUGCAACGACAACAGAAAACAGUUGUCUCACAACCCAUCAAUACCAAUUCUGUCUAAUUUAUAUGAAAGUUAAUCUAGUUUUCUAUUAGAACUAUUUUUGAAAAAUAUUACUGUAUCAAAAGCAAAUGUAAAAAUUAUUAUUUUAAUUGAAAAUUCAUAAUAAAAAACCAUACAAUUUACGUAUGUCACACUUUUUGUGUGCAAAUCCUUUUCAAUUUCAUCGCUAUGGCAAUAAUAACAGAAACAAAUUAAACACAAAAACAUUCAGUCAGUUAGCAUAAAUGAUGGACUCAAAAUUUAAUAAUUAACUUUUUUAAAA
Dermatophagoides farinae (American house dust mite) is the source of this 757-nucleotide messenger RNA. RefSeq lists its product as uncharacterized. The record is from RefSeq and is a predicted model, not a curated record. Lineage: Eukaryota; Metazoa; Arthropoda; Arachnida; Sarcoptiformes; Pyroglyphidae.